AUGAACAUCCCCAGACCGUCAGAUGAGAACUAUGGGUGUCUCGUGCCCCAGGUAGCGCAGCAAGUCAAUAAUAAUAACCACAGCUCUACAACGGUUACUCCUAUGAACAUCGGCUCAGAGGACAUGAACUCUAUCGAUGUGACUGGUCAAGGUCAUGGUGUUGAAGUGCAAGAGUUUUGGAGUGGACAUGGAGCAGAACUCGACUGGCAAACCCUUUUCCUGCUCGGAAACAGUACUGAAAGUCGAGUUGAAGGUUCCGAUAUCUUGGCCUUUGGACAGGAUUAUCAGUACCAAGCCCCCGUCUCGCUGUUUGACUUCCCCUUGAGCAAUGUAUCCCCUAGCACAUUCGAUACUUUAUUUGGCCCGCAAGAGUCUUUUUUGAGCAGUAUGGGAAAUGGCAUGAGCGAAGCACUUCAUGCUCAGUCUGGUAAUUCUGAACUUUUCUCAAAUGCCCCUUCUGGAAAUCAGGUUGCCGAUUCUGGUGCAGUUUGUCCAAACCUCCAUCAUGGGCUCAAUCUUUUUCAUCCUUAUCUGAGCGCAUCCCGCCAAUUAAACUUGUUGACGUCAACUUCGCUCAAUGAUCCUGCUCAAGUGGCGACUUCGAUGUCUUUGCCAUUGCUGAAUGAAUACGUAGCUCCAUCCUCAGAAGACCGCCAUGCUCGGCAAGAUACUCCAGCCGCAACAAAAGGUCCCGAGGUUACAACCAGUGCUCACAACUUUGAAGAAUUCUGCGAGCUCAACGGCUAUAUGCGACUAGAAGCAAUGUACCAUCUUCGACCACCUGGUACCGAGCGAGCUCAGACAGCACGGACUUAUUUCCAAUGGGCCAGUACGCGGAACUUUGCGAAAGAAAGCGUUGGUUAUGUUGGUGGUCUUGACUUACAGCGUUACAAGAUCCGCUAUAGUGAUGGAAAUGGGAAGGUUGAGACCCUCGAAACAGUCUUGAUACAUCGUUUGGGUUGGAACAUUGCUACGUUCAAGGCUAGCACCCGAGUUUUUGAGGCUGUUGAGUAUCUUGCUCCGAAUUUUACCUGGAAUCCCGAACACGUUCCAACACUCAGUACAAAUACGAAGAAUACAACUGGUCAAAUCGUUCUCGAUAAACAAAACCCUCAUGAAGUUUGGAAGGGAAUUCAAUAUCUUUUCCACGUACCGGGCUACUUCAUCAACGGUAAAAUGCCAUUGAACAGCAUCACGAAGUCUGAAAAAGAACAAAUUGCAGCACAGAUUUCAGUGAAGGAUAUGCAACGCAAACUGAACUUGAUUCGGAGCAUGCUUAUUCCUCUCAAUGAUUCUAAUUGA
This is a messenger RNA of Lentinula edodes (shiitake mushroom), 1302 nucleotides long. RefSeq lists its product as uncharacterized. The transcript has 8 exons. Lineage: Eukaryota; Fungi; Basidiomycota; Agaricomycetes; Agaricales; Omphalotaceae. The coding region runs from base 1 to 1302 and encodes 433 amino acids. The record is from RefSeq and is a predicted model, not a curated record.